Podarcis muralis (Common wall lizard) is the source of this 8345-nucleotide messenger RNA. RefSeq names its product selectin P ligand (gene SELPLG). Gene Ontology annotation, cellular component: plasma membrane. Gene Ontology annotation, biological process: leukocyte tethering or rolling. The record is from RefSeq and is a predicted model, not a curated record. NCBI's taxonomy places the organism in Eukaryota, Metazoa, Chordata, Lepidosauria, Squamata, Lacertidae.
GGCUCCUGCAGGGCUAACACAGAACACCAGAAGAGCCCCACUGGAUCAGGCCACAUCCAUCACCCUGUGCGCCAGAAGCCUCUAGGAAGCUCACAAGCAGAACAUGAGGGGAGCAGCCUUCUCUCACUCACAACCCACAGCAACUAGCAUGAAGGGAUAGACUUCCUCUGAACCUGGAGGUUCCAUCUUUCUACCAGGCCUUAGAUAUUCUCCAUGAAUUUGUCUAGCCUAAGACAAGCUCCCUCAUGCUGCCUCUUCCAGCAACAUUGGAGAAAGCCAUUGUACUGUGUGCAGCCUUCACAUUCUGGUCCCGAGCUUCUGUGGGGGUGUAGAAACUUGGAAAUUAAAAGUCCACAUUUUGUACUUGGAAGUUACCAGAGGUAAAGGGAGGUGGUUGCUUUCAGUUUGCAGUCGUGUGCGCUCCAUAACCCUCAGCAUUUGGUCCCAAAUUCACAGAACCAGUCACUGGGCAUUGGGAAAGGUGGUGCUUGGUUUAGAACUGGGUUGUGGAGCCUGAGACCCGCUGUGUGUGGACAGGCCACAUUUCCCGCCAUCUCUGCCUGUGGCUCAUGUGGGGAGCCUGAGAGCAUUUGGAAGGCCACAGGUGGCAUAGCCCUGGUUGUCAAGGUCCGUAACUCAGGCAAUCAAUCUUGGAAUUACAGAAGUGUGGCAAUUAGGGUCUCAACUGGGCCAAACACCAUCGAACCCAUAAAAACCUGUUGCCUCUUCUCUAGGAAACAAGCACUACAGAGCAGAACACAGCAUGAUUUGGCUAUUGAUUUGUUUAAAGAACGUUCAUCUCUAUCUUCCAGCAGAAAAAGUUUCACACAGCAGCUUGUGAAUCACACACAAAAGCCACAUUCUCUCAACAGGCAAACUGCUGACCAUUUCAGAGUAAGCCACCAGUGCGGCACUGCCCUGAGAGCAAGAGAUACGGGGGCUGGCCCAGGAGUGAGAUCCCUCCCACCCCCCACAUCUGUCGCAUCAUCUAUUUGCAUAAAUAAGACAGGAAGUGGCAUCAAAAGAGCUUGUGAAAUAAAUUCCUGUAAGUCCUACAGAAGCUGCCUCCCUGAAAAACAGUGGCUGUGGAAAUGCAAGAGCGGAGGGGGAUGACACAUCGUUACUGGGGAACAAUGUCUUCCUCCUUGUCUAUUAAACAAUCAGGCCUGGUGAGUUUACCAAUCACAAUGUGUACUAGGGCUGGGUGAUACCAGCUUUUCAAUGUUGUGGUAUAUCGCCAGCCAAACAUCACGGUCUGGUGAGACACCACAAUGUUGAAAAAACAAGCUGCAUGGGCCUCAGCCUGCCAGGCGCUGGGUGAAAUUGCUGCACCUCUCACCGCAGGAGCUGAGGCGGCUUCACCCCAUGCCUAGCGAGCUGGGACAAGGCAGCUUGUUUGUACAGCUCAGCUGGGGUGCGGGAGGGCUCCCCAUUCCCUGCAGAGCCAUCCCUGGUGCUCUCCCCGCUUGCGCAGGAGCCAGGGCCGGGGAUCCCUUAGCUCAGUGAUGGCGAACCUUUUAGAGAUCAAGUGCCAAGACCGCAACACAAGACCCACUUGUUUAUUGCAAAGUGCCAACACAGCAAAUUAUCAUGGAAUUUACAGCAAAAUCUUGACCCCGCAGGUUAGGGAACCGAGGGGACAUUUUGUGGGGUGCUGUGAAAUGGUGAGUUUUGAUGAACAAACCUUGGAGGAGAAACCUUGUAAAGUUGACCUGAAUAGUGAAAUUGCCCAGGUGGGGCUUUAGCUUGGGAAGUAGGUGUGUGAUGCGUCAGCUGGAGUAGUCUCAGGGGAGGGUCAGAUGCCUCGUAAAGCCCAGAGUAUCUAACAGGCCUUCGUCCUGGGGACCGCAGUGGGGGUGGGAGCGGCUGCCCACUUUGCCAACCCCCAGCAAUGGCCCUGCUGGGGCGAUUGUGAAAGUGCCCACAGAGAGGGCGCCGAGUGCUCACCCUGGCACGUGGUUUGCCACCACUGCCUUAGCUGCUUGGCUGAGUGGAGUGGCAAGCACACACUCCUCAGCCGAGCGGCUUAAAGAUGCAGAGGAAGGAACAAGGUGUAUCGGCACAGCUUGCCAGCGCAGCUUUUUCCUCCUCCUGCGAGUGGGAUGGCGGUUUCACUGGGCAAUAUAUCGCUUGUGAAACUGCCACUGCUCCCUGAGUCCCUCUGCUAGCAGCGCCGCUGGAAGAAGUCUACCUAAGAUAAGGUAUACCCAAAGAGUACCUCCAUUAGAAUUGUCCGUUAGUCAUUAUGUCCAUUAAUUUCAGCAGGUUUCUGUGAGACAGGCUAACGUUGGGCACCACCCGAUGUGCUAAAAAUUUAGGUAUACCAAAGCAAUAUUGAAAUAUACUCAUCAAGACCAUGAAAGCAAGUAGCCAGUCAAAAGUAAUAAAUGAAUAGCAAAGAACCUACCCACAUGAUACUGACAUAAAAACCUUUCAUGAACUCCGUAUAAAAGAUCGAAAGUUCAAUAUCCCCCCUUCUCUCUCCCCAUCUCUCUUCUCCCAUCUCAUCUUGUCCGUAACAUUAGUGUCUCACAUCAAAUAUAAGUGAUCUGCAGAAAGGACUCUAUGCAUUGAAAGCAGAGACACUGUAUGUACUUUUGUUACCCAAGAAAAUCUUCAAUAAAAACAAUUUAAAACAACAAAAAGCAGACACAAGCAGCAAUCCAUGUGUGGAAGUUGCUUUUAUUAAGGUGGAAAGCUAUGUCCUCCUGCACAGUGAGUUCUGCGGGUGUCAAUUAGCAUCAAGUUUGCAGCAGCAAUCCUGCAACUUAACGGUUGCCUAUGAAACCCGGCCAAGAGAGGCUCUCCCUGGUCCAACAGAAGUCCUCUCUGCCCAGAAGUGGGGCUUCAGCUCCUGCCGUGCCCGAUUAAAUGCCUUUGCCAAGCUGCCUCCCUUCAGGCGUUUUAGUUUAGAGAAGAGGCAAGUAAGAGGUGAUGUGGAAAAAGUUUAUAAAAUGCUGCCUGGCACAGAGGAAGCAGAGAGAGAAGAGUUUUUCUCCCUCUCUCACGGCACUAGAACUCUCUGGAGCAUCCGAUGAAGCUGAACGUUGAAAGAUUUGGGACACAUAAAAGGAAGUCCUCCUUCAUGCGGCACAAAGGGAAACUAUGGAGCUCCCCCAGGAGGCAGAGAUGACCACCAAUGUCUUUAAAGAAAGGUUUGGCGAAUUCAUGGUGGAGGAGAGGGCUAUCGAUGGCUACUAGCCAGGAUGGCUUUUCUCUGCCUCCGCAGUUGAGGCAGCCAGGCUUCUGAAUCCCAGUUGCUGAAGCAGCAGCAGAAGACAGUUGCUUUUGUGCUGCUUGCAACUUUCCCACAGGGAAUCAGGCAUCAGGUUGGUCACUGUGAGAACAGGAUCCUGGAGUGGAUGGUCCACUGGCCUGAUCCAGCAGGCGCUUACAUUCUGGUAUUCUAAUAAGAGGACUGGGCCUUGCUCCGCUUCAGGCCCUCAUGUGGACAUAAUCCUGGUCUGCCACGAACCACUGCAGCACCCUGGCCAGUCGAGCAAAAGACGGCGUAUAGGGAGCUCCUUGGGUGAGACUUGUUGCACAAGUGUAGGGAGUUUCAUGACAGCAUUUCAUGCAACACUACAGAAAGCCCUCAUGCUUGAAGACAGAGGGCUGUAUCCAAUGUUAAGCCUCCUCUGAACAGACCUGUUGAAACAAAAGGGCAUAAAUAACUUCAGUCUGUUCAUUUGAGUGGGCCUACUCUGAGGAAAAGUUAGUUGGAAACACCCUCCAAUAUAUAUAUAUAAAUGUCACAGCUUCCACCAGAGUUUCCAACUUUUCCAGAUUUCUUACUUUGUAUUGCAGGAGAUAAACUGUCUUUUUGGAGCAGAUAUUAUGUCAGCUGGAUCAAUUUCACCUGGCUGCACAUGACACCAGCCCCCCUGGGAAGACCUGCCUUGGCUUGCCACAAAGUAAACUCUCAUUGGGCUGCCUGGUCCCUGUUGGGAUACUGCCGGGACGAUCUCGGUCUCCCGUGGAACAGCACCAGCACCAGUCAGCGACACGAGCCUCAGAUACGUUCCACAACCCGUGCACGCUCUGUCAUCAGAGUGUGUAAAACACCUCACAGUAGAAAAGGCGCAGAGAGAGAUGUGCAAGCAAAACGUACAACAUUUUAUUCAGCAUAGCUCAGGAACAUAAGAAAACAUGUCUGCUUGCCUCCGUGUCCAGCAAAGCAGCAGUAACACAAAAGCAACAUACAAGGGAAGUUCCCAGCAGACUGUGCUGGACGUAAACAGGCAUGUGAUACACAACAGUCAUGCCUGACCCUUUUAAGGUGGAAGGGAACUGUAUCCUAACAGCCCUAGUAGAUUUCCCUUUGAAGUUGGAAAUGAGCGGAAGGGACAUCACUUGGUGGUGGAACAAUCACAGGCCAAUUUUUAUAUUAAAACAAAUAAGUAAAUGUAAAUGAGUCCUGAAUUGUGUCCUUCCUCCCUUUCUCUUGAGGAGGCAAACGCAGAAGGUCCUUAAAGAAAAGCCCAGCAUCCGGAGGCCUGGUCUUCUUCAGGUCCCCAGGCAGAGCAAAUGUAGGGCCCAUAGCCCCACCUCCCGCUGUUGCACACUGCCCCCCCCCCGCCCCGCCAAAGAAGAGGAAGCGGCAUCAUGUGUGUUCUCCAAAACCACCACAACUCUUCCGAUUUCACCUCUCUUUCUCGUACUGCCUCACGGAAGGUUUCCUGUUUUGCCCCGCAGCAGGUAAAAUGGCUCCCUUCUGGCUCUCCCUCUGGAUGGUUCUCUGGAGUCUCCUCACAGCUGGCAGUUUCAGGCUCCCAACCUUAAGACUCCGUAUCCAAGAUGGCGCUGCUGUUGAGGAUGUGGAGUCAUACAACCUCCCUGCCAACGCAGGCUCUCAGUUCGCUUCCCCAGGACAGUGGGUGUGGAAGAGAGCAGGAGAUGAUGGCCAGGAAUCCCCUCAGUUACCUUGCGGAAAGAAGGAUGGUAGCUGUAAGAACCCUCCUGCGGCCACCGCAGAAGAAGCCAGGAAAAGUCUCCCAGUCGCAGAGGCUGCAGCAGAGAGUCACACAUCUCUUGGGGACAAUUACAAUGGUGCCACUGCUGAAGUGCCUACUAAUGCCACAACAACUCUAGAUACCUUUGGGAAAGUAUCCACAGAAGUUGGCACCACCAAAGAAGUAAUCCAUUUAAGUACCACAAAGAGCUCUCGUGCUCCAGUGCCCCGUGUCCGCCGUCUUGCUCCCACAGUGGGCAAAACUGUAUCACAAUCUAUGCCUACUGAGACAGAAAAGGUUGCUACUGCCCUCCAAGAAACAAUGAUGGUUUUAGGGGUCCCUGAGAAACUGUUGGUUGGAGGAACAAGCUCUCAGUCCAUGGUGGGCAGUUCAGAUGUUUCCACAGCGAAGUUGAGGAAAGCCGUUGGCACAACCAGGCCUUCCUUCAUAGCAAAGGGAAAGGUGAAAUUUCCUCACUCGACUGAGAAGCCAAGCCCCACCACCGAUUGGCCAUUGUUGGAUGAUGUGACAAGUUCUCAGUCCAUGGUGGCCAGUUCAGAAGUUUCCACAGCGAAGUUGAGGCAAGCCGUUGGCACAACCAGGCCUUCCUUCAUAGCAAAGGGAAAGGUGAAAUUUCCUCACUCGACUGAGAAGCCAAGCCCCACCACCGAUUGGCCAUUGUUGGAUGAUGUGACAAGUUCUCAGUCCAUGGUGGGCAGUUCAGAUGUUUCCACAGCAAAGUUGAGGAAAGCCGUUGGCACAACCAGGCCUUCCUUCAUAGCAAAGGGAAAGGUGAAAUUUCCUCACUCGACUGAGAAGCCAAGCCCUACCACCGAUUGGCCAUUGUUAGAUGAUGUGACAAGUUCUCAGUCCAUGGUGGCCAGUUCAGAUGUUUCCACAGCGAAGUUGAGGCAAGCCAUUGGCACAACCAGGCCUUCCUUCAUAGCAAAGGUUACUAUCUCAACCACCAUCACCACCACCAAGGAGAAGCCCCGCUCAGUGACAUCUCUCAGUGGCACCACCAUCUUGGUAGGGAAGUGUUUACUGUGGAUCUUCAUCCUGGCCCUCAUUGCUGGCAUUUUCAUAGUGGCCACUGGUGUCCUCGCGACCAUGCUCUGGCGCCAGAAACGGGCCUACAAAAUGAAUGAUCGCAACCACACAGAGAUGGUGUGCAUCUCAUCCCUGCUAGCUGCUGAAGAAGCAGAAGAGGCCGGAGGGAGGCACCCCAGGGUGAAAAGGGUAAAGAUGCUUGGGGAGAAUGGAUCAGAGGUGGAUAUGGACAACUUGACUCUGAACAGCUUCUUGCCGGAGCAUUAAUAUGGUUCUCUGGUUCUUUCUAGAAACUCCUCACGUUCACCAGAGUUGUGUUUUACAAUGCGAAGCACUUUCAUGCCAGAUCUACUCCAUCCAGAACUAUCUUUAAAAUAUAUGUUCUGCUACACUCACGACACAUCUCUCAGUGGUGAGCAGUUCAACAGGUGAAGCACUUGGCAAAGUCUAGUUUCCUUUGAAGGAGACCACUGUCCGAAAUUUCCCUGACACAUCAGGGAUUCGUCCGUAGAAAGUAGCGGAAUUUUAAAAAAUUGGUUGGCAACCCAUCUGGGAAGUGGGGUUGGCAAUAAAAAGAAGAUGCUCAUUUUCACUUUUUGUAACAUGGCAGCCCUAAUUUACAACGAUGUGGUGGCACGGAUUUUGCACUCACACAGAAAACCAAGACCCCUCCUCUCACAGCAGAUCUCCAGGGAGACUGCCAGUCGCCUAGCAGAGCCCAAAACGUGACUUUUUAUUUCUCUGACUCAAAACUGCCAGUUACAUUUAAACAGGUGAGGAAAGUUCUGUCCCCCUCCUCUAAUUUACAUUUUUCUCUUCAGAAGAUGAUCCUGUAUCCAGAAACAACAGGGCCAGCCCCAGACAUUAUCUUGCCUGAGAGAAAGGAGCCGCUGCCAACCUCCUUAUUCCCCAAACACCAGGAGGAGGAGCAGAGAAUUUAAUCUUAGUCUCACCUGGGCAAGGAGGCCACAUCCUCUGCCACACCUGAAAGGAGCUAGUUGGGGCAGGAGGGCAGGCUGUGGGGCACACUGUGUCCCCACCAACAUCUCUCACUGCCUGAGGCUGCUGCUUCUUCACCUGGCCAAAGAAGCCAUGAACCAAUUAUUGACUUCCCCCGGCAACCCACCACUUGCAGUCUACCUAAGGAAAGGAUGUGCCAGGCAGGAUAAGGCUUCUGCCCCCCCCCCCGCCACCUGUCUCAGUCAUCCACUUUGAUGAACAAGUGCUAUUUUCUUUUGUUUCAGGUUUGCUAGUCAUAGGGCGGGGGGGGGGUAAAGGAUGCUGGGCUCCCACUGCAAUGGCUGACCAUUUGAUUCAGUCACCCAUCUGAUAUAGGAAGAUUUCUGCAGACAUUUACCCCACCCCCAACUUUCAUGUCCACAUUUUUUAAACCAUACUGCUACAAACACACAAUUUGUUUUUUACUAAACCAAAAAUGUUAGGAUUAUCAACAAGCACAAAUAAUGUGGGAUUGCAGACAAGGAAAUAAACAGUGCAAAUACUGUUUGCGCUUGGAAAAGAUUUGAAGCAGUUUCCAAUCAGCGCAUGUCCCGCAGGAGCAAUCCUGUAAGUUUUCAUUUAACAAAAGUGUGUCUUCUGCAAACCUCUCUGACUGCUGUAUGGCAUUCUUAGGGACAGUCUAAUCCUGGGGCACCCAAGCCAAGCACCCAUUACGCACAGCUGAAAUCAGAUGUUUUUCCCCCUGGGGAGGGCUGCUCCCUCCAUGUGAUUCACCCACCGCAGGCUGAAAUGUGAGUGAGCUCUAUCUCUGCCGAUAAACAGCGGCAUGCCAAAGGAUUGUGCUAAGAAGCACUAUUUUGCAGAGAGGGGAUCGAGCAGAGAGAAUUUGCCAGCCAUGCCAGACUAUGGAUUUUGCCCUCCCUCCUGCCCUUACUGGUGAGAAGGAGCCACGACCCCCUUGGCUCCCCACAGAUGGACUACUUUGAUCUUGUGAAGUUUCAGCUGUAAAUCUGGGAGUGAAGAAGGCAAAGAUAGUGUCACAUUAAUGAAAUCUAGAGAAAGCUAAGUCAGUUUAUUUCCUGUGGUGUUUUUGGUGUGUUUACAACCUAGUAUUUCUUUGGACUUCUUGAAUGAAUUUUGAAUGUGUUUGGGGUCUGGAUGUGGGUCCUAAAGAUAAUGUGUAUUUCAAAUGAUGAAAUAUAUUGAAAUACAGAAGUGGCUCUAAGUUCAUGCAUAAGGCAUUUUGGUUUUUUGGCAUUCUCAAUAUUGGGGGUUCCUUUCCUUUCUAAGUUCACAUUUCCUGAGGCAUGCUUUAGAAAUGCCUGCAGAUGAGAGAUCCAAAAUUAGAAAAUACAUCCUUUAAUAAAAUGCAGUCAGGAUGCA